UUUGGGCAAGGGCAGUCCGCAGCGGCUCCAAGUAGCACAGAUCUGGAUCGCAAGGAUCCAUGUCUUCUCCCCCGUCAGCCGCCAUCGCGCCCCUGCAUAGACUUUACUUAUAGAAGAAGAAGGUGAUCGGGAUGGAAGUAGGAGGACGGAAAGGCUUGGACUGGGUGAUCGGAGAUCGGGGGCCAACCCAGCCCGCUAAACGGGUGAGAGAGAGUGGUGGUGGGCAUCUUGUGUGUUUUUUUGUUCGUCAGCAGUUCAUCAAAAGAGUCCGUCAGCAGAACGAUUAUGCACACGACCGAGUAGCAUACAAAUUCUAAUCCUACUCACCGGACCGAGUAGCAUAGGAAUUCUAAUUCUAAUCCUACUCAGACAGCGGCCGGUGCUAUUAGCUAUAGCUUGCAACACCACCGUGAGCACCUCGCAAUCAAUCCAACAAGCAAUCUGCGUGCUCUCGCCGGAAACAAAAUCAGCUAAGAUCGAUGGCCGCUGUCGCGUCCCACGAUGUUGAGUUGCUAGACCUCGUGAGCUUCGGGCACACGCUCCGCCACCAUGGCCUCGUCGUGGCCCACGUCGUCGAGGCGGACGACCACGACUCUGCGGACAUCGGCACGUUCAGGCUUCUCCUCGCCGACAACACCGUCGUGUACAAGAACGCCAGCGACCUCAGGGUGGUGGACAGGAGCCACCUGCAGCCCGGACAGGUGGUCGGCUCGGCGUCCGGCGAUGACGGCCAGCUUGGCGUUGUCACCGGCGUCACCACCGUGCUAGACCUGGCCAAGCACGACAGCCGCCUCGGGGAGAUACAUGUCAUCCCAGGCGUGUCCCCGUCUGCCCUCCGGCGCGUACGGAGCUUCAACCUCGGCGACUUCGUCGUCUCCGGGCCGUGGCUCGGCCAGGUCGUCGAGGUCUCCAUCGACGUGGAUGUGAUGUUCGAUGACGGGGCGGUCUGCAGGGUCACCAACGCAGACUCCAACAAGCUAAAACAAGUGGACGCCGGCAGCAACACCUUUUUCUAUCGCCAUCAAAUGAACGCUCUCUUGGACCCCGGGGAGCUCGUCACCGCACCAGACCCGGGUUCCCUCUUCAAGGGGGCACGCUGGCUUAACGGCUCAUGGAAUCCUGACCAUAAGUUUGGCACCGUCACCAAGGUGGAGACGUCCGGCGUCCAUGUCUGCUGGAUUGCAUCCAUGCAUCAUGGCACCGACAAGGGGCUCGUCAAGGCAUCCGCCCCUUCGGCCUACCAGAACCCAAACGAUCUUACCUUCUUCUCCGCCGCCUUCAGUUGCAGCUGGGGGGUAGCCGACCGCUGCUUUUUCCGCAAUGGCAACGUGACCGAUGAUGAUGAAAGUGAAGCACCAACUGCGCAGGCGGGGGUGGAGAUUCCCAUGGUCGUCGCCAACACCCGUACCUCCGUCGACGUGCUAUGGCAGGACGGCACACUGCAACGUGGCAUAAGUUCAGCAACCGUCGUCCCCUCUGAGCUAGUGGAUGAAGACUUGUUCCCAGGGGAUCACGUCGUCGGCGUACUUCCUAUUGAUGCUACCGGCGACUCUGGAACCGAAUUAGCAAGGCCUGUGGGCGUCAUCAGGAGCCUGCACUACGGAGACCGGACGGCUUGUGUAUCAUGGUUGAACGAGGCUAGGGAGGACGUGUGCGACGAUACUGUGACUGUGUACGCCCUGAAAAGUGACUCUUCUUACCCGUCUGCUGACUAUGGAGACAUUGUCAUUCGUCUCCUGCCGUCGGGAUCAACCAGCGGUGAAAUCACGCCAUUGCUACAAGGCAACAAGAAGAAUAAUGCCGUUGCAGCAGAUCUUUCAUGGGUGGGACGUGUUGUUGACAUUCUCUAUGAUGGACACGUCCAAGUCAAGUGGGGCGAUGGUACCAUGUCAAUGGUAUUGCCCCAUGAGAUUGUCGUCGUCGAGGAGGAGCGCUAUUGGGAUCUGUUGGAUAAAAUGCACGACUGGGUAGUGGUUGAUAACAUCAUUGAUGCACCUGAAGAAUUGGCUGCGGCUAACACGCACACGGACCAUGAUUUACAGAAUCCAACCGAUGAUAACAGUACUGUUGAAGAUGACAACCCGACAACGAAGAGGACAGGCCUUUUGGGUCUCGCAACCCAGUCUUUGCUCCAAAUGACCAACGGCGUGGUGGCUCGAUGCAAAGGAUACAUGCAAUUGUCGUCAUCAACAAGCUCGAAGUUACCUAAGCCCACGUACGAAGAUACAACGGAGACCAUCGAUGCUGCCAUGACAAGGAACAUUGUCAAUGUGAACGGCCACAAUUUGGCUGAGGAGGGGGCAAAGGCAGAUGACUAG
Molecule: messenger RNA, 2318 nt
Organism: Hordeum vulgare subsp. vulgare (domesticated barley)
Lineage: Eukaryota; Viridiplantae; Streptophyta; Magnoliopsida; Poales; Poaceae
Product: probable ubiquitin-conjugating enzyme E2 23
Exons: 3
Coding region: 480-2318 (612 amino acids)
Source: RefSeq, a predicted model, not a curated record